Cavenderia fasciculata is the source of this 1509-nucleotide messenger RNA. RefSeq lists its product as uncharacterized. NCBI's taxonomy places the organism in Eukaryota, Evosea, Eumycetozoa, Acytosteliales, Cavenderiaceae. The record is from RefSeq and is a predicted model, not a curated record. The transcript has 2 exons. The coding region runs from base 1 to 1509 and encodes 502 amino acids.
AUGAGUUCAUCAUCAUGUAUAGGAUUAUUUAAAUCAUUAACAAAGCAAUCUGUUAUGAUUGCUACUGCAACAACAGUCAAUAAUGCAGCUGCAUAUCGAACUUGUAAUAAAUGCAAAAACAUUUAUACAACAACAACUAAAUCAAGUAGUAGUAGUAGUAGUAGUAGUCAUUUAUAUGUCUCUUCUUCUUCUUCUUCACAACUACAACAAUAUAAAAGAUUCACAUACUGUACUAUUAAUAGUCAACAACAAACAACUAGUAAAACAUCUAUACCUCUAGACAUUGAAGAUGUUCAGAAAAAAGAUAAUCUUUGUACUCUACCUUCACAACAACAACAAAAUAUUGAAAAUAAUGUAAAUAAUAAAUCCUCAUCCACUUCCUCAUCCACUUCCUCUUCAUCUUCUUCCUCUUCUUUAAAUGUUGAUAAAUCAACAUCUAAAUCUACUACUGAAGUUGCACCAACAUGUUGGUGUUUAAUUAAUUGUAAACUUAAAGAUAAAUGUAUCAAUGUAUCGAUGGUCAAGCCAAUAGUAUACGAAGCCGAAAAGGGAUACAUCUUGGGAGAAUACAAAGUAAACUAUGAAAUGUCAAGGAGUGAUAUGUCAAAGUCUAGAAAGAAGUUUGUAGAUGCAUGUGUACGUGAAAACAAUAUCUUUAUCGACAGAGAAAAGAGAAGAUUGGCUGAAUCUGAAGAUCGUGAUGAUGAUGAAGAUGAUGAUGAUGAAGAUGAUGACAACAACAAAACAAAGGAAGAAGAAGUCAAAAUAUUAAAAGAACAAACUACAACAACCACUAAACAAGAAGAGAAAAAGGAAAGAAAAGAAACCAAAAAACUAUUCAAAACCGAAGAGGAAAAGGAAGCUUUGGAAAGAAAGUAUCCAAUAUUAAAUGAUGAAUUGACAUCGAUUGGUCCCAUUCAUGUAAUCUACAAGAAUGAAUGGAUAACAACGGUUGUUGAAAAGAUUGAAAUUGAAAACAAAGAUAUUGAACCUUAUUUUGUUUUAAAAUUAAUGACACCAAUUAGAAGAUCAAAUAGAUUAACAUUUGAAAUUGAAAGUUUAAGUUAUUUUUCAACGAUUGAAAAGUUAUUGUCAUUUAAUAAAUCGGUUGAAUGCAGUGACAAGGAAUUUGAAAAGAUGUUCUUGACCAAGAGUUCAGACAAGAUUACAAAGACCGAUACUAAAUGGAUGAUGGAAAAAAGACCAUAUCUAAGAGAAGCAUUGAUGACACUAAAGACAACUCUUUUGCCAAGUCUUGGAUUUGGAAACAGUGGUAUCACUCUAACUCUUUCAAAAGAGGAAGUGGUCAAAUGUAGAGAAGGAAAUACUCAACUAGAAUUCCCCAUAGAUACCUAUCAACUUUGUCUAGAAGUAGAUUCACAAUCAUCCAUUUGGAACAAAGAACCUCAAUCCAUUGAAAAGAUCCUCUAUCUCUAUACUGUCAUUUUAGAUUCAUUGGUUUCAAUUGAUGGUACCGUUGAUAUACCAAUUGAUCAAACUUAUCUUUAA